Molecule: messenger RNA, 1394 nt
Organism: Engraulis encrasicolus (European anchovy)
Lineage: Eukaryota; Metazoa; Chordata; Actinopteri; Clupeiformes; Engraulidae
Product: serine/threonine-protein kinase pim-2-like
Exons: 8
Coding region: 81-1214 (377 amino acids)
Biological process (GO): protein autophosphorylation
Cellular component (GO): cytoplasm
Molecular function (GO): ATP binding; protein serine/threonine kinase activity
Source: RefSeq, a predicted model, not a curated record
GCUCUAUAAUAAUUCCAAUUUUGCCAUUAUCAUUUAAUCUCAGAAAGGAUUAGAGUGAUUAACAAUGAUUCCCUAAAAGCAUGAAGACCUUAAGUGCUCACAGGUUACAAAAAUUACCAUGUCUGUCAAGUCCAAAAGCCUCUGCUCAUGUGCUAAGUGUGAGGGAGGAGAGAAGGAGGAAGAGAGAUGAGAGCAAAAGUAGUAGUGACGAGUGCAGAUGGAAAAGGAGAGCCGAGGAAGUGGAGAGGAGUCUGGAUGGAGUCUUGUCUGGAGCUCUGCGUGGAGCAAUAGCCAGCUCAAGUGAGUCUGAGCAGUCCAGUGGCAGCAGCCAAAGUGACCUGCAGAGCCUGUAUGACUCGGACACACCCGUUAGACACCACAGCAGUCAAAAAGAUGCCUUCGAAUUAAAAUACAAACAGACCCUUUGCCUGAGUCAGGGUGGAUAUGGCACUGUAUACGCAGGAUAUAGAGUGGAGGAUUCACUGACAGUGGCUAUUAAACGUGUGCCAGAGGCGAAGGUGGUCAAGACAUCUGUGGUUUUAGAUGGGAAGAGUCAGCAGUUCCCAUUGGAGGUGGUGCUCCUGCUGAUGGUGUCCAAUAGUGAGGGCAGUAUGGAGAGCAGUGGGGCCUGUACUCAGCUGCUGGACUGGUAUGACCUUCAGCAUGAGCUGGUGUUGGUAAUGGAGAGGCCAGUUCCCUGUCUGGAUCUGUUUGAUUACAUUCAGGAGAGAGGAGGGCGCCUACCAGAGGAUAAGGCCAAGUUGAUUCUGAAAGAGUUGGUCGAGUUGAUGGACAAAGUUCACUCUAAAGGAGUGCUACACCGUGACAUCAAACCUGAGAAUAUUCUGGUCCUUACUGGCAAUGAGACACUGCAUCUACGCAUAAUUGACUUUGGCUGUGGAUGUUUUCUCAAGACUGAAGCAUAUACCGAAUUCUAUGGCACCGUGCAGUACACUCCUCCAGAGUGGUAUCUGCAGGGGGAGUAUGAGGCCCUGCCCUUGUGUGUGUGGCAGAUCGGUGUGCUUCUCUACGACAUGCUGUGUGGGGAACAUCCCUUCAAUUCACGAGCAGACACCAUCAGCCGGGAGCCUUACAUUCCUCAGCACCUGUCCAAAUACUGCCAGGACCUGAUAAGACGCUGUUUGACUAAGCGUCCAAAAAGCCGGCAAACUCUUGAUGGCCUUCUACAGCAUCCUUGGUUCAGCAUCCAGUGAAGUUCAGAAGUGUAAACAGAGGCACGCGCCUGCGCGCGUGCACACACACACACACACACACACAAACACGCACACAUACACUAACUGCCCAGAGUCUAUGUAUUUUUUAAUCAUGUUUUUAAAAUAUAUGAUAUUAAAGAGUAAAUCUAAAGUACAUUACAAUAUGUGUACAGUAAAUUA